GAAGGAGGGAGCCCGAGUAAGGCUACGCCCUAGCCGACCCGCGGCCGGCUCCGCGUGACAGGAACUUCAGCACUCACGGCGCGGACAGCGCUCUCCUCCACCUGAGGACCUGCCUCCCGAGCGCCCUGAGCCUUUCUAAUCCCUUUACUCCCAAAGGGCGCGGAGCUCCACCGACCGCCCGGUCCCCGCCACUCUCCCUCCCUGCAUCCGCCCUCCUAGCUCUUCCUGUUUUCACUCCUUUUCAUUCAUAACAAAAGCUCCAGCUCCAGGAGCCCGGCGCCAGGCUGUUUCUGAGCCAAGCGUGGAAGAAUGGGGUUCCUUUGGACCGGCACUUGGAUUCUGGUGUUGGUGCUCCACAGCAGCCCACUUCAAGCUUUCCCCAAACCGGGAGGCAGCCAAGACAACCCCCUACAUAAUAGAGAAUUGAGUGCAGAAAGGCCUUUGAAUGAACAGAUUGCUGAAGCAGAAGCAGACAAGAUUAAAAAGACAUACCCUCCAGAAAACAAGCCAAGUGAAAGCAAUUAUUCCUUUGUUGACAACCUUAACCUGCUAAAGGCAAUAACAGAAAAGGAAAAAAUUGAGAAGGAAAGACAAUCCAUAGGAAGCUCCCCAUAUGAUAAUAAAUUGAAUGUGGAAGACGUCGAUUCAACCAAGAAUCGAAGACUGAUUGAUGAUUAUGAUUCUACUAAGAGUGGACUGGAUCAUAAAUUUCAAGAUGAUCCAGAUGGCCUUCACCAACUAGAUGGAACUCCUUUAACUGCAGAAGACAUUGUCCAGAAAAUUGCUACCAGGAUUUAUGAGGAAAAUGACAGAGGGGUUUUUGACAAGAUCGUUUCUAAACUGCUGAAUCUUGGCCUGAUAACGGAAAGCCAAGCACACACACUGGAAGAUGAAGUAGCUGAGGUUUUACAAAAAUUGAUCUCAAAGGAAGCCAACAAUUAUGAGGAGGAACCCAGUAAACCCACAAGCAGGACCGAGAGUCAAGCUGGAAAAAUCCCAGAGAAAGUGACUCCAAUGGCAGCAAUUCAAGAUGGUUUUACUAAUGGAGAAAAUGAUGAAACAGUAUCUAAUACCUUAACCCUGACGAAUGGCUUGGAAAGGAGAACUAAAAUCUACAAUGAAGACAAUUUCGAGGAACUUCAAUAUUUCCCAAACUUCUAUGCACUCCUGAAAAGUAUUGAUUCAGAAAAAGAGGCAAAAGAGAAAGAAACGCUGAUUACCAUCAUGAAAACGUUGAUUGACUUUGUGAAGAUGAUGGUGAAGUACGGCACCAUAUCCCCAGAAGAAGGCGUCUCCUACCUUGAAAACUUGGAUGAAACAAUUGCUCUUCAGACCAAGAACAAGCUAGAAAAAAAUGUCACUGACAAUAAAAGCAAGCUUUUCCCAGUGCCAUCAGAAAAGAGUCAUGAAGAAACAGAUAGUACCAAGGAAGAAGCAGCUAAGAUGGAAAAGGAAUAUGGAACCUUGAAGGAUACAACAAAAAAUGAUAACUCCAACCCAAGAGGAAAGACAGAUGAGCCAAAAGGGAAAACAGAAGCCUAUUUGGAAGCCAUCAGAAAAAAUAUCGAAUGGUUGAAGAAACACGACAAAAAAGGAAAUAAAGAAGAUUAUGACCUUUCAAAGAUGAGGGACUUCAUCAACCAACAAGCGGAAGCCUACGUGGAGAAAGGCAUCCUUGAUAAAGAAGAAGCUGAUGCCAUCAAGCGUAUUUACAGCAGCCUGUAAAAGUGGCAAAAGAUCCAGGAGUCUUUCGACCGUUUCAGAAAACAUAAUAUAGCUGAAAACACUUCUAAUUCUGUGAUUAAAGUUAUUUUGACCCAAGGAUUAUUAGAAAGUGCUGGAUUUACAGUAGUUAACCUUUUAGAAGUGGUUAAAACAUAGCUUUCUUGCCAUAAAAACUAUCUGAAAAGUAAAGUAUGUAAGCUAAGAGUUGUAUAUAGAAUCCUUAUUUCCUUAUAGAUUUAUAGUCAGAGAUACGUUGCUUUGGAAAAGCCUAUAAUGGGCUGAACUUAAAACUGAAACUCCUGCUGUGUUACACUCACAAGCACCCCCUGAAGAAUUGCAGGGUUCUGUUUUCGAGGCAUGCUGGGUAACAAAGCACCUCAUAGAAUAUCUCUGUUACAAGAUGUUGUUUUCCCUACCAGUUCCAUUUGGGGAGUUAAAAUAAAUUCACCUUUCGUCAAAGCCUCUAGAGCUUAAAGGAUAGCUAUCUGCUUUGUUGACCGCUCCUGCCGGCUCUUUAUCAGGCCCAAUGGCACAAAAAGGAAGCUGAAAAAUGGGCAUAGGAUUUGCUGGAUUUAUUAACAAUUUUCCCUGACUCUUAACAUUUUCUAUUAGUGAGUUUUCAGACAUUGAGCUUGUUUAAGAGGGAUACCCAUGUACUCUCCCAGAAGCAAAAUGAGAUCAUAAACACUACAUAAAGCAGGGUAAAAUUAUAUGCCAGGUCUGUUAUCUACACUGAAUUUGAUCCAGACUGAGGUUGGGCAAAAGGGCCAGGCAGGAGGGUAGAAGUAGAGAAAAAAUCAUUCGCUUCUCUGUGAACCAAAGCUGGGAGUUGAGCGUCCCUGAAAGGAAAGGUAAAUGAACUUUGGGACCCUGCAACUCCUCUCCCUCAGCCAACCACAAACACAGCCCUGGGAACAACACAGCGGCCCAAGGUUCCCCUGAAAUGUUAAUGGGCAAUGUUCCCAGACCAAAGAAUGCUUUGAAAAUGUAUUAUUCAGUGUAAAUUAAUUACGCAAACAUUUUUCUAUAUAUUUCAGUUGGAAAUUUUAAAAAUUAUAAUGCUUUGUAUAUUAGACGUCACUACUUCCAGGGGCCUUCGGAUUCCUGUCUCGAAUGCCCCCACCUGGUACUCACUUCUUGAUGAGGGCUGGGGGACUUACAGAGAAGCUGUCAGAGGCUGUCUUCACGGGGAGGAGACCACUGCUGCUCCUCCCGGUCCCUCUGGAGUGGCAGACACAAAAACCAAAGCCUGACACACACAAACUAAGCUCACUUAGGAUGUUCUAGAGCAGCCAGUACUCACUGGUGAGCAGUGAGAGGGAACUAAAACACCUGUGCCCGAACUGCACCUGUCAGAGCGCCGUGAGUCAGACUGUUUAACGAGUUAUCUUUGCUAACGAGACCGACUCCACUUCACUCAUGUCCUGUUCUUCAAACAGGCUGCUUCUACAUCAGAGAGAAAAAACUGGGGAUGACUAAAGCAGUUUAUCCAUUCGCUUUUAAUUUAUCUAAAUAUCUAUAGUAUUUUUUAAAAUAAGAAAUUUACUUAGGGAGUUUAUUGUAGCUUUCUGAGCAUACUGACAUUCAUUGGCUCCUACUGAUACCCAGGACAAGAGGGAGGGAGAUCAUCUGUCCUGUUUUAUAAAUAAGGAAACUGGGUUUGCAAAAAGGACGGGGCACAGAACAUGCUCCAACUUGGGUGGCCAAGAAGUGGCAAAGCCGGGACUAGAACCCAGGGUUCUGGUCUCACAGCCCACGCCACCACAGUUAUUUUAGGCGCAAGUACUCUAGUCCAGGACAGUUCAACAGUGGCCACGACAAAUUCAAAGUCUUUCAUAACAAAGAAAGGGAGAGAUGUUUGGGCUAGAAAUUGCUGAGAGAGAUCUUAGGCACAAAUAAAA
Molecule: messenger RNA, 3626 nt
Organism: Equus caballus (horse)
Lineage: Eukaryota; Metazoa; Chordata; Mammalia; Perissodactyla; Equidae
Gene: SCG3
Product: secretogranin III
Biological process (GO): protein localization to secretory granule
Cellular component (GO): secretory granule membrane
Source: RefSeq, a predicted model, not a curated record